AUGGUUCCAAAGCUGCUCGAUUCCCAACUUUGUCUGCUUCUCCUGCUGGGGCUCAUGGGAAUGGUGGGCUCCUUCCAUGCCGCACCUCCUGGUUUAACCUUGGCUGGGUGGUUUGAAAUCCAGCACAUACAUCGGACCCACAUCCGAUGCGAUAAUGCAAUGCGAGUAGUUAACAGUUACACAGGACAAUGCAAAGUCCAGAAUACUUUUCUUCAUACAGCUUUCGCUAAUGUAGUUAAUGUUUGUCAUACCCAAAAUAGAACCUGCCAUACAAGCAGAAGUACAAAUUGUCAUAAAAGUUUCGUCCCGGUGUCUUUAACCUAUUGUAUCCUCAAAAUUCCACGGGCUUCUGUUGCAAACUGCAGAUAUAGACAGAUACCAGAAUGGAAGUUCUAUAUGGUUGCUUGUGACAGAAGAUCUCCAGAGGACAAUCCCAGAUAUCCAGUAGUUCCAGUUCACUUGGAUGCAACCCUCUAUGGUGCUGUGUCGGCACUUCAUGUCAUAGUUCCUCUGCCAAACUUCACAAUCACAGCCAAGAUGUCAUCCCUCCAUGCACCCUGAGCAUCAGCAUCUGUCCUCUCAGUCUACAAACUCCUUGAAGCUUUCCUGAACUCAUGGGCCUUUUGGACCUUCCAAUAAACUUCU
Molecule: messenger RNA, 645 nt
Organism: Lemur catta (Ring-tailed lemur)
Lineage: Eukaryota; Metazoa; Chordata; Mammalia; Primates; Lemuridae
Product: eosinophil cationic protein-like
Exons: 1
Coding region: 1-561 (186 amino acids)
Biological process (GO): chemotaxis; innate immune response in mucosa
Molecular function (GO): nucleic acid binding; RNA nuclease activity
Source: RefSeq, a predicted model, not a curated record